Molecule: messenger RNA, 2636 nt
Organism: Magnolia sinica
Lineage: Eukaryota; Viridiplantae; Streptophyta; Magnoliopsida; Magnoliales; Magnoliaceae
Product: ferric reduction oxidase 6-like
Exons: 10
Coding region: 76-2376 (766 amino acids)
Cellular component (GO): plasma membrane
Molecular function (GO): oxidoreductase activity
Source: RefSeq, a predicted model, not a curated record
UCCAUUAAUUACUAAGGUAGAAAGGAAGAUCCCAUCUCCCAUUUUGUAUAAAUUCCAUCAUUGCAUUAUAAGUUAAUGUCACAAGCAUCAGUUCCAAGUGUGCUGAUUUAUGCAUUACAAGUUCAAAUCUCAACUGGGUUUCUCUCACUUUUCUAUAUUGAUACUAUGGCGGAAAGUUCGGUUAGCAAUGUGGUUAUUUCAAACACAAGGCUUUAUGAGAGAUUUUUCAAGCAAAGGCACUCCCUGGUGUUGCUGUCCAAAUGGGCACUCAAAAUUGCAAUGUGGCUGAUUUUCAUUCUCUGGGUCACUCUGAUUUUUCUCUAUCCUAGUGAUUUCAUGAGUGGAAUAUUUCGCAAAUGGUAUGAUGAUAAGCGAGGGGCUUUUUAUGGAUAUGUUGGAAUAUUAUUUCCAACCUUCAGUGGCCCGGUCAUUAUUAUUGCAUUUCUUGCAAGUAUCUAUGUAACUGCCUUUCAAAAAGAAUACCAUAAGACAAAGAAACCGAGAAUUUUGAGAUUUCGCUUAUCCACAUUCCCUGUUAUCAUUAAUGGGCCAUUUGGGAUCAUCUCCGCUGCUGAGCUGAUUGGGAUAAUCGUACUAGCUGCUUAUCUUAUUUGGGCAUUUUCUGCUUAUACGAUGCAAAACCAUCGCCUGAUAUCUAAGAUGCCAGUGACUUCUAUGGAGAAACGUUACCUAAUGCUGGAAUAUUCAGGGGGGUGUUUGGGUACAAUUGGAAUGUAUUGCUUGGCAUUUCUAUUUCUCCCAAUUGCACGAGGAUCGGUUCUGCUCCGUCUCAUAGAUGUCCCUUUUGAGCAAGCAACAAGGUACCAUAUUUGGUUGGGACAUGUCACAAUGGCAGUAUUCACGUUACAUGGCAUAUUUUAUAUUGUCGCUUGGGCAAUGCAGGGUCAGAUCUUACAUGAAAUGGUAAAUUGGCGAAGCGACGGCAUUUCCAAUCUCCCCGGAGUAAUUAGCCUCUUGGCUGGCCUGUUGAUGUGGGUGACAUCAUUGCAGAGAGUGAGGAAGAGGAAUUUUGAGCUCUUCUAUUACACCCAUCAGCUAUAUGUGGUUUUCAUCGUAUUCUCCGCAUUGCACGUUGGAGAUUUCAUCUUCAGUGAAGCAUCAGCAGGGAUAUUCAUCUUCCUACUCGAUCGCUUUUUGAGGUUCUGCCAAUCACGAAGCGCUGUCGAUGUAAUUUCCACGACAUGCCUUCCAUGUGGGACAGUCGAAUUGGUUCUUUCGAAGCCAAGAGAUAUGAAUUACCAUGCUCUCAGUUUUAUUUUUCUUCGGGUGCGGGAGUUAUCUUGGCUACAAUGGCAUCCCUUUAGUGUUUCGUCAAGUCCCUUGGAUGGCAGACAUCAUCUUUCGAUUCUCGUAAAGGUUCUUGGGCGAUGGACAAAGGAACUAAGAGACGCUCUCUUGAAUGCUCCUGACCAGUCUCAAAGAGGGUUACCAUUUCAACCUCGUCCUUGUAUAAAAGCUUCGGUCGAGGGGCCAUACGGGCAUGAAUCUCCAUAUCACUUAAUGUAUGAAAACCUUAUUUUGGUAGCUGGAGGCAUUGGGAUUUCGCCUUUUCUGGCUAUCUUGAAAGACAUCCUGCUCCGGAUUAGGGAGAAGAAACCAUGUCUACCGAAAAAAGUAGUGAUCAUUUGGGCUGUGAAAAGAUCCAAGGAGCUUUAUCUUCUAUCCAUGAUCAAUGCACAAUCCCUCUGUCCAUCUUUUUCCAUUAAACUGCAUUUAGAGAUUCAAACUUACGUCACUCAAGAACAAGGACCUGUUUUGGACGUUCCCCAAAGCAUGGACUGCUCCUCUUUCCACAAUAAAAAUAGAAGUCACAUUUCCGGUUUGGUCGCUACGGGGAAUAACAUAUGGUCUGGAUUUUAUUUUUCCUUGUCGACAGUUGGAUUUUUUGUCUACUUGACUCUGAUGAAAGCAUUUUAUAUAAAACCAUUCAAAAUAACAAGUUGGUGGUUUCAAGGCCUUCUAUUCAUUGUAUGCAUGGUUGCAAGCAUCGUCACAUUCGGAGCUCUUGUGGUCUACUUGUGGCACCAUUGGGAGAAAAGGGUUUCGAGCUCCGAGAAAUUUAGCGAUGACAGUGAGGAGAGUGGCUUGACACGUUACAAUGAGCCGAAGUUGCAGAUUGGCCUGUGCAAUACAAAUCUUGAUAGAUUAAGCACUACACAAUACGGAUGCCGACCGAACAUACAAGAGAUCUUCAACUCCAUCUCAGACCGUUGGGGGAACAACGAUGUCGGCGUCAUUGUAUGCGGCCCACCAAGCCUUCAAUCUAGUGUUGCUGCAGUGUGCAGAUCCCGAAACAUAUGGGGCAGACGAGACCAACCAAUCUUCCACUUCAACAUGCACAGCUUUGAUCUGUAGUCAGCACCUCUUAUCAUGUACAUUUACAAAUAAAGGUCAUAUAUAACUCAUUCGAAUCUUCAAAUUCAGUAUUGAAAUUGGCAUGAACCGUCCACCACCAUGGCAGUUAUCGUAAGUUGUAAUUUAUCAGAAGUGUAUCAUUACAAGCUAUGUAGAUGGUUUGUAUUUAGAGAAUUCUGUAAGAAUAUCAGUAUCUCGUGUUCUUUGAACUGCCUCUGAACAUGUUUCAUCACAUUCUGGAAUCAGCCAGCUUGUUUUCA